UGCGGUUGAGGCCCCGUUCGUUUCUCCAAGCCCGAAGGACCGACCAAAAAAAUCGACGAUUUACAAAAUACACAACAUCAGUUUCUGCACGGCCAUCUGACCCUGCCUACAUUUGUGCCAUUCCAUGUUUCAACCGUCGCGGUCAUGGAAUCUAGCAGUUCGACUCUCCCGGCGCCAGGCGCGCCAGCACCGCAAACAGCCAACACACCCAGUGCCGCCGCCGUCACCUCCGCGGAAUCGAAGUCACAACCACCGAGACCCGGUCCAGAGGCCGGGGACGCCGCGCAGCGAGUUCCUGACGCCGGCGGACAUCGCGCGGGAGAAAGAGGAUCUCGUCCGAAGAAUUUUUCACGCAGAGGCGCCCACGGCAGUCGAGGAGAUCGUCCAGGCAAGAGGAAGGAUUUGGGGAGGACUGAAUGGGCUAAGAACAAAGUAGACAAGCGGCAACGCAACGAAGAUGAACAGGCGGCCAAGAAACGACGACUUGACGAGGGAAAAGCCGAAUUGCCCAUCUACGCGACCAAAUUCAGCGAGGAGGAUUUGGCCGCCGAGGCGCGGAAACCGAAAAAGAAGGUCGCUGUGCUGAUUGGAUAUGCUGGGACGGGGUAUCAUGGAAUGCAAUUGACACACGAUAAAAAGACCAUCGAGGGAGACCUGUUCAAGGCCUUUGUGGCAGCAGGAGCUAUUUCCAAAGCCAAUGCCGACGACCCGAAAAAGUCGUCUUUUGUACGAUGUGCACGUACAGACAAGGGUGUCCAUGCCGCCGGCAAUGUCAUUUCGCUGAAAUUGAUCAUUGAGGAUCCCGACAUUGUCAAGAAAAUCAACGAGAAUCUAACUCCCCAGAUUCGAGUGUGGGGCUUCGAGCGGACAAACAAUAGUUUCAGCUCGUAUCAGGCUGUCGACUCGAGGAUUUACGAGUAUUUGAUCCCCUCGCAUAGCUUUCUGCCGCCGCAUCCUAGUAGUUUCCUGGGAAGGAAACUAGAGGAAUGGGCGGAGAAGAAGGGUGAUUUGGAUGAGUACAGAAAAAGACAGCAGGAGGUUGCUGGGUGGUGGGAGAAAGUCGACGAGGAAGUGAUUAAGCCCAUUCUGGCGGAAUAUGAUGAAGAUGUCAGAGAUAUCUUGGAGAGGGCGCUGUGGUUCAGGGGUGGUGACCUCGAUGCUGCUAAUGAUAAUGCCGACGUCAAGGAGUUGACGGAGACGAAGAACGAGAGCGAUGUUAAGGACUCGGAAAAAACAGUCGAUGUCGCCGCGUCAAAGGCCGAGAUACAGAAAUCUGAAAGCCACACCGCAGAGGUCGAACAGAACACAUCCAAGAUCAACCCGGAAAAGACAGUCGAGCAAACGACCGAGGACAAGACUGAAGAUGCCGAAAAGGAUCACCAGGCAACAGAAACUCAAGGCGCCCCAACUCAGUCCAAACCAGGACGAGCAGCAAUUCUCCAAGAAGCAAGCAAACGAAUCCGUCAAGCGUACAUCAACGCCAAACGGUCGUACCGCAUUCCGCCGGAGCGUCUCGCUCGAAUCCAAGAGGCGCUCAACUACUACGUCGGCACGAAAAAUUACCACAACUUCACGAUCCAAAAGACAUACCGGGACCCAUCCUCCAAACGAGUCAUCAAAUCAUUCAAAGUCAACCCGGAUCCCAUCCUCAUUAAUGGGACUGAAUGGCUAUCGAUGAAAGUCCACGGCCAGAGUUUCAUGAUGCACCAGAUCCGCAAGAUGGUCGGCAUGAUCGCCCUAGUGGUCCGCUGCGGCUGCGAUCCCCACCGCAUUUACGAGGCCCUGGGGCCCGAGAAUAUUUCGAUCCCAAAGGCCCCCAGUUUGGGUCUGUUGUUGGAGCGGCCCGUGUUCGACUCGUACAACAAGCGCGCCAAGGGCGACUUGGGCAAGGAAACCAUUGAUUUUGAUAAGUAUCGGGACGAAAUGGAUCGGUUCAAACAGGAGCAGAUUUAUGAGCGUAUGUAUCGCGAUGAAGAGAGGGAGAAUGUUUUUGGCAAUUUCUUUAAUCAUAUCGAUGCCUUUCCGAGCGAGACGUUUCUGUUUGUCACUUCGGGUGGUAUUGAGGCUACGAAGAUCCCUUUGAAGGCUGGUGAGGUGGCGGCAGCAGCAGGAGGAGAAGCCAUCCAGGGUGGUGACAAUAGCGAGAGUCAGCAAGCCGGUCAAUCGCGGUUGAUUGAUGUUGAGGGUGGCGAUAGUGAUGCUGAGGACGAUGUUAGGGAUAAUCACGGCGAUGAGGGAUGAUGGGAGGAUUAUCGUGAGCGGUGCACAUCGCGAACGGUUGGUGUAUACAGCCCAUUGAGUAUAUCUCUGCUCCUUCUACGGGCGAAGAAGCAGGUCAUGCACCGGUGGGGCAAAAUAAAAUAACACAAAAGACUCGGCAUGAUCAAAAGUAAUGUAGGUGGCCAGUAUUAUAUUGUGGUCAUGAUAUACGUCUCCAAAAAGACUUUUGGAAAAGAUCCCAUAGAUUUCACAGGACAAGAAAAUAAUGAACGACGGCUCGGACAAUACAGGAUUCUAAUACAUUCAAUCA
Molecule: messenger RNA, 2530 nt
Organism: Exophiala dermatitidis NIH/UT8656
Lineage: Eukaryota; Fungi; Ascomycota; Eurotiomycetes; Chaetothyriales; Herpotrichiellaceae
Product: tRNA pseudouridine synthase A, variant
Exons: 3
Coding region: 145-2241 (698 amino acids)
Biological process (GO): tRNA pseudouridine synthesis; mRNA pseudouridine synthesis
Cellular component (GO): nucleus
Molecular function (GO): RNA binding; pseudouridine synthase activity
Source: RefSeq, a predicted model, not a curated record